Aspergillus vadensis CBS 113365 is the source of this 1012-nucleotide messenger RNA. Its product is annotated as amphiphysin-like protein RVS161. Gene Ontology annotation, molecular function: protein binding; lipid binding. The transcript has 6 exons. Gene Ontology annotation, biological process: actin filament organization; plasma membrane tubulation; actin cortical patch localization. The record is from RefSeq and is a predicted model, not a curated record. Gene Ontology annotation, cellular component: Rvs161p-Rvs167p complex; mating projection tip; actin cortical patch. NCBI's taxonomy places the organism in Eukaryota, Fungi, Ascomycota, Eurotiomycetes, Eurotiales, Aspergillaceae. Bases 1 to 786 code for a protein of 261 amino acids.
AUGUCCUGGGCAGGGUUCAAGAAAAAUGUCAACCGCGCUACCACGCAGGUGAUGAUGAAGACGGGACAUGUGGAGCGCACAAGUGAUCGCGAUUAUGAGAUUGAAGAGCGUCGGUACCGGACGAUGGAAGCCGCCGCAAAUCGGUUACAGAAAGAGGCAAAGGGAUACUUGGAUUCGCUACGAGCUAUGACUGCCUCGCAGAUGCGGAUCGCUGAGACUAUUGAUGCCUUCUAUGGUGAUGCUGGAACCAACGACGGAGUGAGUCGGAGUUAUAAGCAGGCUGUGGAGGAUCUGGAUGCGGAAACGAUCAAGGCGCUGGACGGCCCGUACCGCUCGACUGUGUUGGAACCCAUCUCUCGGUUCUGUGCCUACUUCCCGGAUAUCAACGAGUGCAUUAAGAAGCGCAACCACAAGUUACUCGAUUACGAUUCGAUGCGCGCCAAGGUCAAGAAGCUGGUUGAGAAGCCUGAUAAGGAUGCGACGAAACUGCCCCGGACGGAGCGCGAGACGGAAAUCGCCAAGCAAGCGUAUGAGCAGUUGAACGAACAGCUUUUCACUGAACUGCCCCAGCUCAUCGACCUGCGAGUGCCGUACCUGGAUCCUAGCUUCGAGGCCCUGGUAAAGAUUCAACUGCGGUUCUGUGCGGAGGCAUACUCGCGCAUGGCGCAGGUGCAACAGUACUUGGAUGCAGAGACGAGGGACCAGUAUGCUCGGGGAGACCUGGACAACCGGGUGGAAGAGGUGUUGCAGGAGAUUCGGGAUUUGAGCAUAGCAGGCACGGUCUGAUAGUUUGUUCGUUCGUCAUACUUUGGAGUGGAGUUCAAUUCUUUGCUUGUCUGUUUUCUUUAAUUGCGUGCGAUGAUAGCCGCUUUAAUCAUUCUGCAUCCAAGCCUUGGUAUUAUUGUUAACACUAUUUCUUUGGGAAUAUCUUCCAGUCGGAUCCAUAUGCACGUAGAUGAAAGCGUAGACUGCAGAGGGAAAAAGCAAGUCUAAUAAUAUAAGGGUAUCUCUA